Molecule: messenger RNA, 7460 nt
Organism: Schistosoma margrebowiei
Lineage: Eukaryota; Metazoa; Platyhelminthes; Trematoda; Strigeidida; Schistosomatidae
Source: the annotation of a GenBank genome assembly
AUCCACUUCAACUACCAUUGGAAGUACACAAAAAGAGUUAUAUGAAGCAAUGUUUGACUUCACUGCUAGACAUCCGGAUGAAUUAUCAUUUACAACUGGGACGUUAAUUGAUGUUUUCGUAAAUGCUCCGACUAAUGUUGGCCCAGGUUGGUUAUAUGGUCAAAUUAAUGAUAAAGUUGGCUUAUUUCCUGAAACGUAUGUACGAAAAAAAGUCGAUGGGAAAAUUGAUCCAUUUGAUCCUUUUGGUGUUCAUAAAAUAACGAAUACUUCUGUAUCAUCGGGUAUGGCAACAACAACAAUAUCUACUACAAUUAAUACACUUAAUACAAUUAGUGUAAUAAAUACCAUUGACAGUUUGACUGAACCGGCAAUUGAUAAUCUAGUGGGAAGUGAAACAACACCAACAACAAAACUCAAUGAUACUACAUUUUCUAACAAUGAUUUUUAUGGUGAAGUACAACAAAAUUGGAAUGCAUCAAUGUCUACAAUAACUUUACCUGAAAAUAUACCAACAGAUCAAUUCUUAACAUUGACGGUUGACGAUCGUGUUAAAAUUAUCAAAGAAAACGACAAUAAUAAAGAAUGGUAUUUUGGUGAAAUUACUGAUAAAUCAGAUAUUGUGAAAAAAGGAUGGUUUCCAGCUUGUUGUUUAAAACCAUUCACUAAGUCCAAUACUUCUAAUAUAAAAAAUGGACUAAAUAUCUCUUCAUCAUCAAAUAGCUUAUCAAAACAACCAGACAUUCUAUUUUCAUGUAUUGCAUUAUACCCAUAUGAGUCGAACGUAUCUGGCGAUUUGAAUCUUUCUGUUGGUGAUUUGAUUAGAGUUUGUGUUAUAAAGGAUGAUUGGUGGGAAGGUAUUUGUGAACGAACUAAACUCAAAGGUUUAUUCCCAGCUAAUUAUGUUCGUAAACUAAGCAGUGAGGAAACACGGUCGAUGGAAGAAAAGUUAGAUAUAAGCGGAUCAACUAUUAAUCAAAUGGAGCAUAAUGACACACUUAAUCCUCCAUCUCUAUCAAAAAUAAUUCCUAUAUCAUCGCCGAAAUUGAUGGAAGCGAAUUCUAAUAAUUGUAUGGCUAGUUUACUUUCUUCAUCAAAUACAUCUUCAACUUCAUCAUCUGGUGUUAUUGUAUGCACUCAACCGGAGUUUGCUCGAGUAAUUGCACCAUACAAAGCUACUUCAGCUGGUCAACUAACUCUUCAACCUGGUCAAGUUGUACAACUUCGUAAAAGAUCACCUAAAGGUUGGUGGGAAGGAGAGUUACAGCAAAGAGGUCAUAUUCGUCAAAUUGGUUGGUUUCCGGCAGAUUUCGUUCGACUUAUUACACCACUGACAGCGAAUGGAUCGUCUAAUUCAUCUGAUCAAAAACUUUUAUCCAAACUAAUAAGUACCACUAAUAAUCAAAUUGAAAAUACUCCAACUAGUUUAAAGGCAUUAGCAUCAAAAGCGAUUACUACAUCAAAUUCUGUUAAUGAUAAUUCUGUACAAAGUCAGCAAGCACAAUCAAAUCGUGUGGAAAUGAUGCAAACUAUUUUUAGUUAUAAAGCUGUUCAUGCAGAUGAGUUAACAUUUGAAGAAGGUGCUAUUAUCACAGUACUCGGUCGAGAUGAACCGGAAUGGUGGCGUGGUCGACUUCAAAAUUCUGGAGCAGAAGGACUUUUCCCUGUUAAUUAUGUACGUCCGUACAAUCCUCCCUCACAGACUGAUAAAUCUUCGAAUUCCGUGAAUCAACGUCCUGUUGUUCCUACACAAAUGGAUAGUGAUAUUUCUAGAAAACUACGUGAACGUGAUUUUGCUAUUGAAGAACUUAUCAACACUGAAUUAGCCUAUAAUAAUAGUCUUAUUGAAGUGAGAGAUGUUUUCUAUAAACCAAUGAAAGCAUCAAAAAUGUUAACUUUGCAACAAUUGGACGAUAUUUUCCCUCAUUGGAAUGAGUUGAUCGAUACUUCGACUGAAUUUUGUCAUGAUUUGAAUGAUUAUGUUAAAAACGAUUCAUCUGAUCAGUCGAUUAGUCAAAUCCUUUUAAAACAUAUGAUUAAAUUUAAAGUCUAUCGUCUAUAUUGUACGCAACAACGUGUUGCAUGUGAAACUUUACAACAUUGUCUAUCAUCUAAUUAUCGUUUAAAUCAAUUGGUAAAAAUAUUUGAAAAAAAUACUAAAACGAAAGGUUUACCCCUGUCUUCAUAUCUAUUGAAACCAAUGCAACGUAUAACAAAAUAUAAAUUAAUCGUUGAAAAGAUUGCAACAAAUACGCCUAUUUCAUGUCCAGACUACGAUGAAGUUGUUAAGGUGAAUAAUUUGAUGUCUGCUCUUUUAAAGUCAAUCGAUCAUGCAAUUGGAUCUAAAGAUAACCCUAAUCGUAUCGACUGGUUCCGUUCACGGUUGAUUGGUGCUGAUAAAUGGCUUUUAGAUUGGUUAUCCGAUAAUACAGCUCAACAUCCUCAUGACAGGCCAUGUUUAGUUCAUUGUGGUACACUUUAUAAAGCUAAAAACAAUCGAGAAUUUAUUUGUUUCUUAUUCAACAAGUAUUUGAUUUUAACUACACCAAAUUAUAAUACUAAUGGACGGUUAUUUGAAUUUCCGUCUACAAAUCAAUUGAAUGAAAUAAAAUGGUCGUUUAUAUUAUACAAAGAACCAUUAGCAUUGAAUCAAAUAUAUGUAUUUAAAGGUUCAUUCAGACAAAGCACUGAAUCAACAUCUUCAGUUUUUAGUAGUUAUUCAAUAACACCUCAAUCAGCACCAUACAAUAAAUCUACAAAUGAUGAACUUGUACGAUCAGUAUCCACUUCUACAUUAGCUGAAUCAAUUGAAAAUCCCAAUAUUAAUAUUAGACGUCAAUCUGAAAUUGUAAAAUAUUCAACGACAAAUGUAUUCUCAUUAUUUAAACGAAGAAAUUCUUGGCAACCUAUAGUGACUUUAAGGGCUCCAUCGAAUGAAAUUUGUGAUCUUUGGGUGUUAAUUUUGAGAGAUCAAAUUAAAGCUGGAAGCAAUUUGUCUAAUUCACACCCUUCUUAUUCACCAUAUCAAUUUGAAGUUCACUUCAAGAUCAGUAUUACUGAUCAAAUGUGGAAAUUUUGUCAAAUAUUUGCUAAUCAAUCAUUAAUAGAAUUUAAAACUUCUGAAACGUUAAAUUUUCUGAUACCAGAAUCUUUAGAAAAGUGUUUACAUAUCACUGCCUUCAAAUCGUUACCAUUUACUAAUUCAAAUAUAAUUGGAUCGUGUAUUGUACCAUUUUCAAAUAUAUUCAUUAAUUUUCCACCAACUUCAAUUGAAUCAUUUACUAAACAAAUUGAAUUGAAUCAGUCUAUUGGUAUGAAAAUGGAAUUCAUCAUAGAACUUACUGUUUAACAUUGUCAGUGAUGAUAAUAAUAAUAAUAAUGAUGGAAUAAUUAGUAAGAAUAAUAAUAAUAAUAUAUUAAUCAAAUCCAAUUCCAAAUAGAAUGCUAUUUACUUUCUUACUCUCAUAAUUAUAUGACGUAUUAUCGUUAAGUUUUAUUUUAUUCCGAAGAGGCUAAACAAAAUUAUCAAUUUGAUUUUUAUCGAUCUCUUCUACAUAUGGUUCGUUCUUGAUAAUUUUAUAGAUGUACUCUUUUUCUCAUCAUUGACUCAUUUACAUAAACCUUCAUAGAUUGAUAUACUUACAUGUACAUUGUGCUUAGUGUUCAUACUGUUUCCCAUUUUUCACAAAUUUACUCCAUAUUUUAAUAAUUUAAUGUACAAAAUUAAGAUCUCCUUUUAACCUUAUCUGUUUGUUCGCUUUCUUUUGUAAUUUAUGAUCUUAAUUUUUUGUCAAUAAAAUUUUACCAAUGAUUCUUUUAUCUUUUCUCUCCCUAAUUUUAAUGAAAGCUGUUUGUCAUUGACUAUUCAAAUUACCAAGUCAAGGUGGUCGAGACAAUGGUCACUACUAAGUCGUCGACCAAUUGUAAACGAUAUACACUAAUCAAGUAUUUUCAAUUUUUGAAUACCGCACAUACUAUUAUCCUCUUUAUAGUUGCAAAGUGUUAUUAUAGUAUGAUUCCAUUGCAUUCUGAUAUUGCCUUCUCGAAGUUGUUCUCUGAAAAAGCGACUAUUAUGUCCUGGAUUACUACUCAUUUGAAGAUGCUUUAUUUUUUGUUGCCUUAGAGCAAUGGGCUAAUAGUUUAGUGACUUAUCUUUCAACCACUUUUUUACCGUAUAUUUGACUUAGCUUUGCAUGUCAGGUUUUAGCAAUCACUUUGCUCUAUUAACAAACAAAUUGUACUAUUUAAAGCCGAUUAUAUUAUAGCUUUACCUCAUUACUAUCAUACCUUAUUAUUAUUUACUGAUAUUUCUGUUUGAAAAAUAGGCGAGUAAACUACGCAGCCUCACUAACUGAGCAUACAUAUGUAAAGCUAUUUAGAAGACUUGUUUAUUUUUAUUCAGUAUUUUAUUAAAAUUCUAUAUGAAAUAUCAAGUAUAUGAGGAAAGUUCAACUGUGUUAUUUGUCUUUCAAUAUGUAAAUAGCGUUUAGUACUCCAAGUCCAUGUCUUUUUUAUUUGCUUGUUUUUCAGGAUCCCGCAUUCGUAAAGAAGCUCAAUUUAGCUCCAGAUAUCAGAGAUGAUUAUGCUGAAUUAUUUCAAAUUACACUAUGGACUAGCAUAGCACUGAUUCUAGUUGUAUGGGGCGUUUCUUGGGGUAUCUGGAAUAUGGAUCCUGGACGAGAUGGGAUUAUCUAUCGAGGUACAAUGACAAGACCUAAACAAGACUAAACAUUUCCUUUCUGUAUCACAGAUAAAAUACAGAAUCUUUCUAACAUACAACUCAGCAUAAUUUAACUAUUUAUCGAGUGUUUCCAAGGGUUUUGUUUGAUUUUUUUUAAACAUUAUUGAAAUUUUUCGUUGUUGUGCUUUAUAAUGUUAAAAAAACAUAUUCAUAAAUCCACAAUGUCUUAUUUGUCUGUAACGUUUUAAUGUUCGUUGAAAUUUCUUUUAUUAUUUAAUUUAAGUAAAGGUAUAAUUGAUAAAAGUAUCUAGUGUUUUCCUUUCAAAUUGUUCCUGAGUUGUUUACUUAACAUUGUUGAUUGUUGUAAUGUACAAUCAAUUUAAUAUCAAUAUAUGAUAUGCAUAAAAACUAACCGUUCUUUCGUUCAUUAUCAAUAUGACCAAAUAUGUUUAUCCUGAUUGGAACAUUAAAUCUGUCGAAGUUUACAGUUCAGUUUCCAGUACUUCUAAAAUCAAAACUAUAUCACAUUUGUCUAAUUCAUUUCCUGGGUAACAUUAAAAAUCUCCAAUUAUUUUAAGAUUAAAAGGAUAUUCUUCAUAUAGUCUGAUAUGACUUUCGAGUCUGCAUUCCUUAGAAAUAUAACUGUAAAUCAGAUUAAACAAUUUUUAUCUAUCCUGGCCUUAUUUUUAAGUAUUAUAAUAAUAAGAGAAAUAUAACAUGUUUCUUUUUGUGAAAUGCCACCGAAUUCCCUGGUACAGCCGAGAGUGGGGAAAGUCCGCUCUCGAAAUGCUCACAUGGAUACGCGUAUAUAGUCUCUGCCAGGGGAGUCCUACUCAGUGCCUUCUCGUGGUAGGGUUGUUGUUUACAAAAUUGAGAUGGCGAAAAGCGAAUUCCCGGCGCUUUAACCGGGUUGGUGGAUAUGGAGAGUCCAUCUAAAGAAGUUGAAAAACCCUGAUUCCAAACCAAUAGGUCACAUAGGCCCCAGUAUCCUGAGCGGGCAAAAUGGCAUAUGAACCAAUCGUUGGUCGCCGGCUACCAUGGGACUGCAUCUCCUUACAAUGCUCCACUGCCUUGUAGAUCAAACCUUUAGGUCGAAGGCUCCGGGUGUACCCCCCCCCAAGAAAACGACCUGCUUCGGUCUAGACACCCGGGCAGUAUCAUAGCCCUCACACAAAUCAAAUGAGAAUUGUGUGGCGCAUAUGUAUUUGGUGCCCCCUUUUACCAGGAUUUAUGUGUUCAAAUCAAUUUUGUGAGAUUAGUAUUUCGAUCACCGUUAAUAUGAAAGUAUUGUUUUCUAGUAGGUAAUAAACAUGCUUUUAAGUGCCUACUUUUCAAGUUGCAUUUCAUUCACUGUAAAAAAUUUAACUCGAAACUAUUAGAUUAUUAAUUAGCAAAGACUGAGUGUAUAUUCAACUCAGUCUAAUUUAUCGCUUUAACAAUAUUUGCAUUUACAAAAUUUGCCAGGCUAUGUGACCUAGGAUGCUCAUUUUCAUGUGAUAUGGAUUUCUAGAAUGUCAACUAUAAAUUGGAAAUUUAACUGUCAAGUAGAAUAGGCAAUUUUAAACCACAAGUUACUUAACAACAGUUUAUUAUUGUAUUAUCGAAAAUACUCAGUAUGAAUCUCGGCUAACUAAUGAUUAUCUAUAUUCUUACGUUAAAGGUCGACCCUCUAACUAUCACGUCUUAAAUGAAUCAACCCAAUCAUAAGUCAGCGAAAAUCGAAACAAUAUCGUAACACGUAUUAUGCAUAAUUAUUACUCUUCGUUCAUUCAUCACAUUGAAUUGUGGGUCUCCAGUUUAUUGUCAACUAUCAGGUUUGCCUAAUUUUUAUCAACAAUGUUUCUAAAUCGAUAUACAACUUGACAAGUGAGGUUACAAUAGUGAUAAUCAUUAUCCGGUUUGGGGUUUUGUGGCGAUUGUAGUAAGUUAAUACUUGAAUUCAUGAGUCGAAUAAAGCCAGAUCGCCUCUACGACAGACACGGUUGGACUAACACCGUUCAACGACGGCUCAGUGGUCUAAAGGUCAAGCAUUCCCGUUUGGAUGUCGUGGAUGCGCGCUGCUGAGUCCCAUACUAGGUUUUCCAUGGUGAUCUAGACUUAAAUGAUUCAUGAAUUUAACUACUAAAUGAUAAUUAUGCCAGACACCAAAGCCUUUCAUCAUAUGAUAUUUGAUUAUUGAUAGACACAUUAUCGAUGAACGACUGGUGAUUUUCUACCUGCAACAUAGCUUCUUGAUUGGUUAACUAAAAUAACCUUGUGACACAUUUAAGGUAAAACAAGUCUUUGUUCUAUAACUAAAACGUACAUUUUAAACGUCUCGCGUUCAUAAACUAGUGUGUGGUUAUUAUUUUUCAAUGUGUGAUGAUAAUUGUGAAAUAGUCUGAACAGUUUCUGAAAUAAAUAUCCGAAAUUGUAAACAUAGAUUUUGUCUGGAUAAUUUAAAUAUGAAUACAUGUUUUUUGUUUUACUAUUUGUUGUUUUUUACUAUUCCAAUCAUACGAUCUAGGUUAUAAACGAUUGGUUUGUAAAAUAAAGAAUUAAACAUAUACAAUCAAAACUCACAAUGAAACACUAACAUCCUAAUUCAAUUUGCAUGUCACAAAAAUGUUGAGAAUAAUAUCAAAGUAACAAACAUAUCACACUGUAUGAAAAUGGUAUUAGUUUCAUAAAAAAUUUCGUACUUCAACUAUGCUUCUUAUCAUCAGAUAUAAAAUUUCAGAAAAGUAAAAUUUGUCUUCCUCGAAUUGUCAGGUUUGCCAAAUUAUUUCUAUGAAUUAUUUCC